GAACAUGACAUAACAAUAGUCUUGAAAACUCAUUUCUACAUUGGGUUUGUUUGUGGUAUAGUCGACGGAGGUGCUUAUAUAUAUUCUGUGAUACUUGUGUUAAGGACUUUAUUUCUGACAAGAUGAGUUAUUUAGUCAUCAUCCUCUCCGCUCUGGUGGGCGCAGCUUUCGCUGGUGGAAAGAGCAACGGCUGUUACGAUGUAGACACCAUCGACAGAAGUUUGAGGGACGAGUAUUGUGACCAACCUCUUUUCGUCACCUUCUUGCCCAAGUCUUCAGAAUCUGAGCUCUUGGACAACAUUUGCUACACUUACUUCCCUCUGCCUGACGACCCUGACACCUUCCAGGUCUACAUCUCCAGAGUGUUCUGUGACGGUUCAAAUGACAUAACCUCAUUCAUUGGUACUCAAAUCGAACUGGGAGUCAAUAGGAAGGCAAAUCCGUUCUGCACACUGACUGACAGCUUCUUCGGCUACGCUGGUUGUGAUACGUACCUCGCCUACCGAUGCUACGAAUACGGAGACUGCUCCAGUGUGGGCGACACCGACUCCGGUGUUGUACUUGGGUUCUCGCCUCAGUGCCGCACAAUCGGUCUCUCCUGUCUGAGGAAGGUUGAGGAGAUUGUCCGUGACAACUGUCUGCCUGACCAGGACUACUACGUCCUUCCCAUGAAGUUGCCUAACAGAUGUGUCACCCAACAGCUGUGUCUGCAACCUCCCAACCCGUUCUACGGAGCUUUGGUCGAGCCUGUUCGUCCUUACGUCGGUUUAGUUUAGUUUAGUAGUAAACAAUAAUUGUAAAAUAACUUAACGGCUUUAUUAAAUAACCAUUGAACAUCACAACAUACAAUCGAGUCACCAUCAUUCGCUCAAUUGUUUAUAUGACUGAAAUGUAUUUAUGUAAUAAAAUUGCCAUUAAGAACCCA
Macrosteles quadrilineatus (aster leafhopper) is the source of this 925-nucleotide messenger RNA. RefSeq lists its product as uncharacterized. NCBI's taxonomy places the organism in Eukaryota, Metazoa, Arthropoda, Insecta, Hemiptera, Cicadellidae. The transcript has 6 exons. The record is from RefSeq and is a predicted model, not a curated record. The coding region runs from base 123 to 776 and encodes 217 amino acids.